Molecule: messenger RNA, 7304 nt
Organism: Macrobrachium nipponense
Lineage: Eukaryota; Metazoa; Arthropoda; Malacostraca; Decapoda; Palaemonidae
Product: molybdate-anion transporter-like
Exons: 4
Coding region: 542-1963 (473 amino acids)
Biological process (GO): molybdate ion transport
Cellular component (GO): membrane
Molecular function (GO): molybdate ion transmembrane transporter activity
Source: RefSeq, a predicted model, not a curated record
ACCUCUGAUGAAGAAGUUUGAUAGUUUAUGUUGGCAUUUCAAGUGAGCAUGCGUCAUGCAAGGUUCAAGUGCAAACAAGUACUACAGCAUACCGACCGCGCCGUACCGAGCACACUUUGCAGAAUUUACCGAUCUUCAGUAGAGUGAGACGAUUUUCUUCUGGGUUCAGGGCACAAAGGAAAUGCCCGUAGUACCCGAGGCUAUAGAAGAGCCUUGACCAAGGUCGAUUACCUUCAUACCACCAAUUCUCUGCCACUCGAGGAGUCUAUUUAAAAAAAGACUGGGCUUGUUGAAUUAGAGUUUACAUUUUCAAGUCUGCUGCAUCCAUAACCUACUGAGAAAUAAUUAUGACGCUAGGCGAGUAUAUCAGAAGCGGUUAACUGAUGAUAAAACACAUGGAUGGCAACCAACCAAAAAUUGUUUUAUUCUGCGUAACAUCACCGUCUGAUAAGGUGAGCUGUACACCUGUGUGGUGCAACAGUUUAUAAACUGUGCAGCACUUGCGGUCUCUCUCACUCACAUUUGGCCUGUGAACAGAAACAUGUCCACGGAGGCUGUACCAGGGGUGACGUCUCCGUUCUCUACCCUCCCGGUAGUUGGGGCUGUUACCACCAUGGAUGCAUUUGUGUAUGGCUCCUUCACUAUGCUUGCCCUAGUGGCUCUUGUACUUCAUUUCUUGGCCAUGAAGACAAAAUCACAGCUAACAUCUGCUAACAAUCCUCACUUCAAGAGAUUUCAACAUUCCUUUUUCAUUGUGUAUUUCAUGGCACUUUUUUCUGAUUGGUUGCAAGGGCCAUAUGUGUAUAAGCUUUAUGAACAUUAUGGUUAUGCCAGUAAUCAAAUUGCUCUUCUGUAUGUUGUGGGCUUUGCCAGUAGUGUAAUUUUUGGAACAACAACUGGUCCUUUGGCAGAUAGGUUUGGUAGGAAGAAGAUAGCGCUUUCAUUUUGUAUCUUGUAUUCAUUUUGCUGUCUUACAAAACUUAGUUCUAGCUUUUUCUGGUUAUUUUUAGGGCGAGUUUUUGGAGGCAUUUCAACUUCCAUGUUGUUUUCCACAUUUGAAUCCUGGUAUGUAUAUGAACAUACAGAAACACAUGAUUUUCCUAGUGAGUGGCUGUCUGUAACAUUUUCCAAAGCUACAUUCUGGAAUGGAGUUCUUGCCAUUAAUGCUGGAGUAUUCUCCAACAUUUUUGCAGAAACAUUAGGCUUUGGACCUGUUGCUCCUUUCAUGUUAGCUAUACCAUUCUUAAUUAUGGCUGGUCUCAUAAUAACUCGGGUCUGGCGGGAGAACUAUGGCAAUCAACAAGUUGAUCUUAGACGAUCUUGCAUGGAAGGUCUUCGAUCCAUUCUGUUCCAGGAAAAAAUUUUGUACUUGGGUGUAGUUCAGUCAUUGUUUGAGGCUAAUAUGUAUAUCUUUGUGUUCCAGUGGACUCCCAUAUUGUCAUCUGGUAAACCUCCUCUAGGUAUGGUCUUUGCUACUUUUAUGGUUUGUAUAAUGAUUGGCUCUUCACUGUAUGCCAUGUUGUUAUCAAAGAAAUACUUGUCAGAGCAGCUGCUUAUGAUGGCUGUAGGACUGGCUAUAAUUGCAAUGUCAAUUUGUAUUUAUUCUUCAAGUGGUGAUCACAUUUACCUUUCUUUCUUUGCCUUCCUGAUCUUGGAAGUGGCUGUUGGAAUGUAUUUCCCUGCUAUUGGCUACCUUAGAUCACAAGUAAUCCCAGAAGACCUAAGAGCUGGUAUAAUGAAUUGGUUCAGAGUCCCAACAAAUGUAAUUACCUGUGCAGGUCUUUUACUUGUGCACAAUAAAACUGUAAUUAGUUCAUCUGACAGCAUGUUUGCAAUCUGCACUGGUUUGUUAGCAAUUGCACUAUUCAGUAAUUUUAAGUUUGCUUCACUGUACAAUUCUGCUAGUCCUGUGAUACAAGUUUCAGAAGAAAAAGUACCAUUAGCAAAGGAGGAAGCUACUUAGGGCUAUUGAUAGAUAUUUUCCACUUUAAAGCAGAUGGACAUAUAGAAGUAAGGAAAUCACUGUAUUGAUAAUUUACCAUAGGAACCAUUUGUUAGUUUUAUUUGAUUCUCAUUGUCUUUUGAUCUCUUGUUACAUUAUAGCAGUAGCUUCAAAAUCUCCAAUGGCUUUUGCUCCUUCUUAUGGAUUUGAAAAUAAGGGUUGGAGACUUUUGUAUUGCUGAUAAAUCUAUUCAUUACUUUAAACUUUGAUGUAAUUCAUUACAAGUUAGGUUGAUUGUAUUAUGGUAAUUUGAUAUAGCACUGUAAUGUGUUUGAUUAUAUUUGAUAUCAAAUAUCUUGAAAUCUUUCAGUAGCUGGUUUUACAGAAAUGUGGAAAUGUCUAUCUAUAGAUUAUCUUAGGAGAUAUGUAUGUGCAAGGCACAGUUGAGGUUGUUGAAAUUUUUCAUACCAUGUGUUUAAAGUUGUGAUAGAGUUUAUAUUGUUUCUAGAUGUAUUUUAUUGUUUUUUUUACAGCAUAGUUUGUGAAUUAAAAAAAAAAACAAGCACAAACCUUUGUGAAAUAGAGUAAGGAAUAUUUAAAUUCCAAAUACUUUACUAUUAAAGAGUAUUGAAUAUGAAAAUAAAAGCAUUAUCAUAUAUACAGUGGUUAUUUAGAAAGUUUGUGAACACCAUUAAAAUUAUUUUUUUAAAUAUUUAUAUACUUUAUUGUACUGUACACCCAUCAUAUGUGGCUGGGAUGUUAAAAAAUGUGCUGAUUUAUAAGGUUGCUUGAGCUGGAUAAAAUGUAAUGAGCAAUGUGUAAAGUGGCAAAUGUAUUAUGAUUGAAUUAUGUACCUUGUCUGCAAGGUCACAGAUUACAAAGGGACAUUGGAUUUGAAGCUUCAAGCCUAAGGUACAGUGGUACCUCGACAUACAAAAUUAAUCCGUUCCGAGGCGGCCUUCGUAUCAUGAGCUUUUCGUAUCUUGAACCGCAUUUUACACGUAAAAUGCCUAAUCCGUUCCAAGCCCUACAAAAACACCCUAGUAAAUUAUAUUUCCAGGCUUACAACACGUUCUAGGGUUAUGACACCGAUCCGACGGAAGAUAUAUGACUCCAAAAAGGCAAAAUACUGUACAUACUUGAGUAAUAUUCAACUGCAUGUAAUGUUCAACCCCAUUUUUACUGCAUAUAUUAGGACUUUAGCAUAUGUCCCUUAGCAAUAAGCCUAGUCUGUGAUUCUGACAUCCCAACCUAAGAAGCUAAAAGCUUAGAAUAUGCUAAUAAAAUGUAUAAGUAAUCAGUAUGUACUCAUUUCAAAUAAUUAUUAAUUAAUCAUUAACUAUAAUACACAAACAAACAAAAAAAAACCUUCCCACCUUUUGUUUACAUUCAGCACUUAUGAGUACAUACCAGACGAUCGCCAAGCAAUCACUUUUCCUAGCACACAGUAAGCCACAAAUUUUCAUUAUCUCUCUUCAACUAAUGAAACUACCAAACAGUAUAAUAACCAUUCAUUUCUAUUCUUUAUUCUAUCUUUACCUAAUGGAGAUACCGAGUUACUGACAGCUAUAAUGAAACACAUACGUAAUUAAAACAGAAGAAGAAUUCUAGAAAAUACAUAUUUGUUGGUUUCGAUGAUAGCAGUCUGAUUUAUUUUAUAUUUUAUGAUAUCUAAUUCACAAUUUUUUAUUAAAUGUAUUGCAUGUACUCAUUUCAAAUAAUUAUUAAUUAACCAUUAACUAUAAUAAAAAAAAAAACUUCCAAGCUUCUGUUUACGUUCAGCACUUAUGAUUACCGAACGAUUGCCAAGCAAGCAACCACUUUCACCUAACACACAGUACGUACAGUAAUCAAAUUUUCAUUAUCUCUCUUCAACUACUGAAACUACCAAACAGUAUAAUAACCAUUCAUUUCUAUUCUUUAUUCUCUCUUUACCUAAUGUUUUUUUUUUUAUUAAAUGUAUUGCAUGAAUAAGUUUUUCAAUUUACAGCAUUCUUUUACCAAUAGAAUACAUAGAGCACAAGUGGUAGAUGCUGACCAAUAGGAGAGCAGGAUCUUACGGGGUGACUAGCAUCAGAAACCAAUGGGAGAGCGGGAGGAUGGUGGCGAGUUUACUCAGUUGGCGGAGCGCGAGUUUUAAAAUUGUUCUUGGUGGUCCGGGCGAAUCUCGGGACUUCACAGCAACAACCUUUCGUAACUUGAACUAUUUUCAUAUGCAAAGCCAAAAAAAUCUUCGUAUUUGCUUUCGUAUCUUGAGUUUUUUGUAAGUUGAACCUUUCGUAUGUCGAGGUACCACUCUAUAUCCUUGUACAAUGAAGACUUUCUUUAAUAACCAAAUGCUACUUGAGUUUCAUCACUAACAGGAUGUUAACCAUUUUUAUCAGAGCCAUUAAUAAGUCAUUAAAGAGUAAUUCACUCAAAUUGUGUAUUAAUACAGAGAAAACAGUAUUAUAGGUUGUAGAAACAUUAGUCGUGAUUUUAUUACACACUUGUUAUCAGAGAAUUGAUAUAUAUUUACUAAAUCAGGUUUGUUCAAAUUAAAUUAAUAGCACUGUAUAUUGAGUAAAAUAAAGUUAGCUAUCAGUAAUAUAUAUAACUCCUGGAAACUGAUAUUGCAUUAAGUAUGGGAAUAAAUAAUUUGUCUGAGAAUAAGUGUAAAUGAAGGAAUUGAAACAAUUGUUUGAAACUGCAAAUUUUAACUUAAGGAAAUCUUCAAAUAUUCUGAAUUGAUUCACAUUAAGUUUGUGUGAGUUGUGACACUGUUUUUAUGGUAUAGUAGGUAUUGUUCUAUUAUAUAAGGAUAAACUACUUAAUAAUAAAAGUUAUUACAGCAGUUUUAUUUUUUCACUGUUUUUCAUGUAGAGUAGAUUUACAUGGGAGUUUUUUCUUAAAUCUGUAGCAACAUUGCGUGGCUUGGCAUACUUAUUGCAAAAUGCGUGUAAUAAGUGAUGGCUUAAAUUUCCUAUAGAGAGUACUGUACACUAUUUAGUUUUUAUAAUUAUUCAUUUCAUAUGUAAAUGGGAGUAUGAUACAUACACUAUUUUUAUAUUUGCUUUAAAUUUAAUCAUGAAAUUUUUCAAAGGUUUAAAAUACAAGCAUUCUGUAUUGCCAAAUAUUAUUUAGAGCACACUUAAAUACUAACUAUAGUUGUAACAUUUUAAAUUUGUCACCUUUGUUUAAUCUUGACUGCAGAAUUUGUCUGCUCAUUCUUUUUACUUAAGUUGUUUACAAGUCACUAUUUGCCUCUUGGAUAUUAUUACUAUUUCACUAAACAAAAUGGUGAUUAUUGAUAUUAUGGUGCACAUGAAAAAUUUUCAUUUUACUCAUAGUAUUUUAUUUUAGUGGCUAAAUAAUAAAAUGUGCAAAGUUUAUAUAUAGUUGUCAUCUUCUGUCAUUUCAUUACCUAUAUUUGGUGGUCUGUUGUAACACAAGAAAUUUCAUUGAUGCAGAUUUUGAAAAUAUCCCGAUAGAGUGAAUAAACUGUUUUAAUGUGUAAUGAUGAAGGCUCAAAAUCAUGUGCACCUAUCUCAGAUAUCUUCUUACUGAUGGCAUUUUAGUAUAUCCAGUAGUAGUUUCAUGUGUCUAACCAUUUGUCUGGCUCUGAAAAAGUAAAGUGGAAUAUUCAGGUAUGGUAUUCAUUCUGUUACUAAGAGGACACUGAAGUAGUGCCUGUAAAUACAGUACAUGUGGGAAAAAUGCAUAAGAUAAACUGUCAAAUUUAUAGUGUAUCGGUACACAAGAUCUUCAUGGAUGUUCAUUGAUGUUUCAAUAAUUCACUUCAUAAACAUUACAACCCAAUCAUAUCUUGUGAAGUUCAAUAUGCAUGGAUAAAUCAGCACUGCUGCCAUUUUACUGAAUAGAUUAAUAGUUAAAAUGGUGCUUGUAUUUUUUAACAAAGAAAUGCUAGUACAUAAAAAUUGUACUACUACUGUUAUGUAGUGCCUAAGUUAGUCAAAUGGAAUAAACAAGGAACUUUGAAGCCAAUGGAUAUGAAAGCUUGAAUCAUCUGCUAUCAUUUUCUAUUUUUAUACUUAAGGGUUAUCAAUCGCUUAAAUUUCUGGUGAGAUACUUCUAAAGUUUUGGAAUAUGAAUUUCUGGUGAGAUACUUCUAAAGUUUUGGAAUAUGACAGUGAAUUUAUUGUUAUAUUUACAUGCAUAACUUGCAGCUUUUAUUGAGAGUCAUUGCUGUCUAAUACAAAUUCUUCUUUUGAACGAUUUUGUCCUUCUAGCAAUGGUAAUGGAAAGGACUGAAGACCUUAGUAUAUAUGGUAGAUUAUAAGCAAUUCUUUAUUUUGUUUCAAAAAGUUAAACUACUGAGGAAUGUCGUAGUUUUUGGAUUAAAUAAUUUCCGAAAUAGGUCUCUGUAUAUCUGUAGACAAUAAUUUUUUUUACCUAACUUAUUUGCUACAAGUUAUACAUAUAACAUCUUCACACAGAAUUUGGAGGUGUGAGAGUAUUGCAAAUACGUACUGAAAUUCUUAGUAUUUGGUGCUGUAGGAAAAACUAGCCAUCAAACCAAAGCAAUGCAAAAGAAAUUCAUAUGUUGAAUGAUGAUUAUUGGAAGUUUUAUCAUAUGUAAAUUUUUAACUUACUGACUAAAGAAAAGUUGAUGUGUUCACCAUUUUUCCAUUCCUCAUUAAUUGUGUUUAGAAAAUAUCAUUUGGAUGCAUUGGCAUUUGAGAAUAAAAGUUUUGCAUUGUAAAAGUUGUUGCAAUAUUAAUUUGGAAGGAUUGCAUUAUCACAACUUGAUAAUUUUGCAAGAUUUGAAUUAUUUUCAACACUUGUUUGCUGCAGUCGAACCAUUAAUAUCUUCAUCAUAGAACAUAUGUACAGUACACUUAAAAGAGUGACUUCAUUAUUUGCAUACAUAAAGGCUGAUUUUACGAUUGAUUUUAUACCUGUUAAGCGUGUUAAUAGUUGAAUUUUGACCUGUGGUAAUACUGACUUGAAAAGUCUUAAGUGGUGAAUUAAUACACAUUGUAUUAGUUCAGUUGUUGAAAACAUCAUGGGCUCCAUAGUAAUCACACAAUAUGCAGUAAACAUUAAGAAUAUGAUUGAAGUUUAACUCAAAAAGUUCCUAAGCCAAUUUUAUGUUUUCCUCCCACACAUAUGCAUAGUUGAUUUUCAGAACACUGUGUACUUUUAUAUACUGUUAUUCAGCAGAAUUCUUCAUAAGAUUUUAGUAUAUUUAAUUUUUAUACUUUUUUUAUUAUUUCAUAACACUGCAAAUAAACUGGAGUAUUCUUGAGAAAUGUGCAUUGUAGAUUCUUUCAUAUUGUAAUCUUCCUAUUUGUCAAGAAGGGCUAAUGGCUUUGUCUGGUUAUUUGCUCAAAAUUUUUAUUAAUAUAUAAUCACUUUUAUA